This is a messenger RNA of Penicillium argentinense, 1035 nucleotides long. RefSeq lists its product as uncharacterized. The transcript is spliced from 2 exons. NCBI's taxonomy places the organism in Eukaryota, Fungi, Ascomycota, Eurotiomycetes, Eurotiales, Aspergillaceae. Gene Ontology annotation, cellular component: extracellular region. The record is from RefSeq and is a predicted model, not a curated record. The coding region runs from base 1 to 1035 and encodes 344 amino acids. Gene Ontology annotation, molecular function: IgE binding.
AUGCGUUUCACCUCGUCUUAUGUGCUGCUGGCAGCCCUCACCAGCGGUGCCGUCGCCCGCCAUGGCUACCAGGUCCGCCAUCAAGGCCAUCACCGUCGCCAGGCUGCGGAGGUGGACACCACGACCACUGUGACCACGACGAGCACCAUCACCUACUGCCCGUGUGACGAGUCUACCUCGUCGGCCAUCCAGUCGGCUACCCCGUCGUCUUCGUCCAUCCCGACGUUUACUACGACCGCUAUUGAAUUGACGACCUCUGUUUCCGUGCCUGUCUUGAGCCAAGCGCCUACUUCGACUGAAGUUCCCUCUUCCACCGAGGUGCCCACCUCGACUGAGCAGCAGCAGCACCCCUCCACCAGCACCUCCGGCGCCAGCGCUGACUGGAGCACUGUUCCCUCCAGCGGCGAGUUCUCUACCUCUGGCUUCGGCGCUAGUACCAACUCCAGCGGCUCCGGCGUCAGCUACACCGGUAACGUCGGCAGCCCCUACGGCAGCAACAUCCAGUCUGUCGAGGCCAGCGUCGCCAGCAACUACAAGUAUGUCGUGGAGUUCACUGGCUCCAACACUGACGACUGGUACGUCGUGAUCUGGAACAAGAUCGGCAAAGAUGGCAAGAUGGACGGCUGGUACGGCAACGCCUGCCACGAGUUCUCCCUCGCCGCCGGCGAGACCGUCUACUACGCCUUCGAUACCGACUCGCAAGGUGGCUGGGCCGCCGCCAAGGGCUCCUCCAUCCCCACUGACGACUACGGUGGUUAUGCCGCCACUUGGGGUGAAUUCGACUUUGGAUCUACCACCAACUCUGGCUGGUCUGGCUUCGAUGUCUCGGCCAUCCAAGCUCAGGACGCCGAUCUCACCGUCCAGGGAAUGAAGAUCUGCAGUGUCUACAACGAUGACACUUGCUCGACCAUCACCACUGGUGCGGCCACUGUGGACAACGCCUAUACCAGUGACUUGAAGACUGAGGAUGGUAUUGGCGGUAACCUCAACGCCGGUGCUGUUCGUCUGGCCGUCACCCUCGACUACAGCGGUUAA